AUGUGGUUUCCACUACUCACCAAAACUCCUCUUUACACCCCUCUCACAGCCGAACUCGACGAAGAAGCGAAAUUCGAAGAGCACCCCAAGAAUCAACCGAGAAUAUCAAAUUGGAAUAUCCUGCUCCUCCUCACUGCGUCUUUUGCGUCCGUUACUAAAGAACCGAAGAAUUUCUCCUAUAAUCGCGAUUUCUCAUAUCCGCCAUCCAACGCCACAGAUGCUGCUUGGAAUAGACUAUUUCCAGGUAAAUAUGGAGGAGGAUUUUUCAAUCAUCCGGAUGUGGAAGGAGAGAGGGCUACGUUGAGUGUUUUGCAUCAGUUGCAUUGUUUGGUAGGAUCUAUUUUGCCUGUUGUUUAG
Messenger RNA from Sclerotinia borealis F-4128, 357 nucleotides. The record is from the annotation of a GenBank genome assembly. NCBI's taxonomy places the organism in Eukaryota, Fungi, Ascomycota, Leotiomycetes, Helotiales, Sclerotiniaceae.